Messenger RNA from Impatiens glandulifera, 634 nucleotides. Its product is annotated as autophagy-related protein 8h-like. The record is from RefSeq and is a predicted model, not a curated record. Lineage: Eukaryota; Viridiplantae; Streptophyta; Magnoliopsida; Ericales; Balsaminaceae. Gene Ontology annotation, biological process: cellular response to nitrogen starvation. Bases 135 to 488 code for a protein of 117 amino acids. The transcript has 5 exons.
AGGGGAAACCAUACCAGUUGAAGUCAAGAAAGCGGUUUACAGAAGACAGAGAGAAAGAGACGUUUUGAUCAAUCCUUCCUCAAUCGAUCAUCUUCUCCGUCUUCUCCUUUUCAUCCAUCCAUCCCUCAACAGUGAUGAAGACAAUCCCCUUCAAGCAAGAGUUCUCCUUCGAUGAACGCCUCCGUGAAUCGCAAGACAUCUUAGCCAAGUAUCCCGACAGAAUUCCCGUUGUGGUUGAAAGAUAUUCAAAGACUGAUCUACCUGAGAUGGAGAAGAAAAAGUACCUAGCACCUCGGGACAUGUCUGUUGGAUUGUUUAUUCACAUUCUGAGCAAAAGAAUGGAAUUGGAACCUGGGAAAGCUAUGUUUGUGUUUGUUCAAAAUACACUGCCUCAAACAUCAACGUUAAUUGAAAACAUAUAUACAUCGUUCAAGGAUGAAGAUGGAUUCCUUUACAUGUGCUACAGCAGCGAGAAAACCUUUGGCUGAUGUUUAUUAUUGUUCAUUUUGUGUUGAAAAAUGUUAAUAUCUAGUUAUUUACUUAGCAAACUGUAAUAAGAUAACAUUGACAACAUUUCUAUAUAUGAUAUGAUGAUAUAUUAAUUAAUGAAAAGCUUUAAGGGUAGUUUGUUUCA